Messenger RNA from Cydia splendana, 1268 nucleotides. RefSeq names its product protein Wnt-4 (gene Wnt4). Gene Ontology annotation, cellular component: extracellular region. Bases 221 to 1243 code for a protein of 340 amino acids. The record is from RefSeq and is a predicted model, not a curated record. Gene Ontology annotation, biological process: neuron differentiation; multicellular organism development; cell fate commitment. The transcript has 2 exons. Gene Ontology annotation, molecular function: cytokine activity; frizzled binding. Lineage: Eukaryota; Metazoa; Arthropoda; Insecta; Lepidoptera; Tortricidae.
AUAGUAGACAUUCCGUUGCAUUAUUUGCACACCGCACAUGUAUGAACACUGAUUUCUUAGUUUACAAUUACCAUUUUAAGAAUGGUCCCACCUAGCCCAGAUAACCUAUCGGCGUUACCUUCCUUCAUUGUCAAAGUGCAUUCAGACCAACACUGACAUGAUGUGAUUGCAAUAAUUAGGAACAAUUGUUAGUUAACAAUGUGAUUUGUAGAUUUGAACCAUGUUUAGUUAUAGUGUGCUUACGGUUUUACUAUUUUCGGUUUCCGUUAUGGCGACCAGAGUUGUUGAAGGAUCUCAGCCAGUACUACAAAAGACAAUAGAAGCAUUAUUCAAAGACAGAUCUCAAGUAAUACAUCCAGGAACAUGCAAGUUGAUCCGAUCUUCGCCUCGACAAGCGAAAAUGUGCAGCAGGGAAGCUACUUUAACUAGCAUUCUGGAGAAAGCAAAGGAGCAAGCUAUACAAGCUUGCGAGGAAGCUUUCUUCUACGAUCGAUGGAACUGCUCUCUAGUAUUUAAUAGGAAAGAAAAGAAGAGUAUUUUUAACAAAAUUUAUAGAGAGACUGCUUUUAUACAUGCCCUCACUGCAGCUUCUAUAACUCAUGCAGUAGCGAGAGGAUGUGCUUCUGGUGACCUCACAAGGUGUUCCUGCCAAGGUAAUUUUCGGAAAAAUGUCUCAGAAUGGAAAAGAAAUGGUUGCGGUGACGACUUUAAAUACGGGAAACGGAUCACAAGGAACUUUCUGGACUUCAAACACGCAGGCAACGAUCAGAUCGCCGAGAUUCUCAAGCAAGAUGUGGUUAUAGGCAUCAACUCCAUCGGAGAGCAAAUGAAAGAAGUCUGCAAGUGCCAUGGUUUUUCCGGAUCCUGUACUACUAAAACCUGCUGGAAGAGAUUAGGACCUUUCAACUCCGCUAUGGGCGUUCUUAAAAAGCACUAUCACCACGCCGUGAAGAAGAAGUUGCUUAACUACACGACAAAGAGAGCGAUAGCGCCUAAAAUAAGACGUAAAAUGAAUAUUGAUAAGAAUAACUUGGUGUAUCUUCAAAAGACGCCUAAUUUAUGUGUGAGCACGAUAGGUAGGGUGUGUCGGGACCGCGACAACUGCGCGACUUUGUGUUGUGCGAGGGGGUACUUGACGACCAAGAAGCCUGUGAGCUCUAGGUGCAGGUGCAAGAUGGUGAAUUGCUGCAUCGUCAAGUGUGAUACUUGCGUCAAGGACGUGGAUAUUUAUACGUGUAAAUAAAGUGCAAUUACUGAUAUUCUGAUGG